UCCCGUGACCUCGCCUCUCACGCGAACUUGGCGAGUCUCUGGUUCGCCGUCAAAUCUAAAGCGGGAAGGUGCGUGGACUCUCGGGGAUUUGGGAGCCAUGUCGUUCGCUUACAAGUUCAGGUACAUCGUCGUCGGCGACACAGGAGUUGGGAAGUCAUGCCUCCUGCUGCAGUUCACCGACAAGCGGUUCCAGCCCGUGCACGACCUGACCAUCGGCGUCGAAUUUGGACAGCGGAUGGUCACCAUCGACAACAAGAAAAUAAAGCUUCAGAUCUGGGACACGGCAGGCCAGGAGGCUUUCAGGUCAAUCACUAAAUCCUACUACAGAAGUGCGGCCGCUGCUCUUCUUGUUUAUGACAUCACCAGGAGGGAGACCUUCAACCAUGUUGCGAGCUGGCUGGAAGAAAUGAGGGAGCAGGCGGACGGCAACAACAACAUCACCAUCAUGCUGGUCGGAAACAAGUCAGAUUUAGGUCAGAGGCGAGCCGUCAGCACGGAAGAGGGCGAGCAGUUCGCCAAGGAGAACGGCCUCGCCUUCAUGGAGACCUCGGCCAGAACCCGGCACAACGUGGAGGAGGCAUUCCUUCAAAGCUCGUCCAAUGUGUACGAGAAGAUCCAGGAAGGCGCCAUCGAUCUCUCCAAGUGUAGUGGUGUCACGCCCGGAGUUGAUGAAUUAUGCAACCUUGGCAGGGACACGCUGCCGUUUGGAGCCUACGGCUGCUGCAGCAGCUGAGCAAAUCUGUAGUAACUCCGUGCUUUGAACCUCGAGCAUAUAUAUGUUAGGCAAUCUGCAGCAGCUGACAGUUCAAAAUGAUGUACAACGUUUUACAGUAUCUUGCUCGUCUUUG
Messenger RNA from Triticum dicoccoides, 848 nucleotides. Its product is annotated as ras-related protein RABB1c-like. The record is from RefSeq and is a predicted model, not a curated record. Bases 98 to 733 code for a protein of 211 amino acids. Lineage: Eukaryota; Viridiplantae; Streptophyta; Magnoliopsida; Poales; Poaceae. The transcript has 6 exons. Gene Ontology annotation, molecular function: GTPase activity; GTP binding.